This is a messenger RNA of Dreissena polymorpha, 945 nucleotides long. RefSeq lists its product as uncharacterized. The transcript has 2 exons. Bases 1 to 945 code for a protein of 314 amino acids. NCBI's taxonomy places the organism in Eukaryota, Metazoa, Mollusca, Bivalvia, Myida, Dreissenidae. The record is from RefSeq and is a predicted model, not a curated record.
AUGGAGACAAAUCAAGUCGUCAUGACAUCACGACAGGCCGGACGUCGGCCGAGUCUAAGUGUGUCCGACAUCAUGUCGUCGGCCGGUCAGGUAUCCGCGGUCAACUUUAUGACGGGCGUACCGGAGGAAGGUACCAGGCUGACCGUGGAGUCCGUGUGGAAUCCCGCCGUCGCCGUCGGCAAAAGCAAGACGGAGAGCUUCAUGCGAAACACCAUUGAUAAAAGGUCGCUGUACGCCGUCCGUCGCGAGAAUAUCGCCAGUCGCGAGAUGGACUUCGUGUCCGCCCGGCCCGGCGAGCGCUACGGGCCACCCGUGACCAACAUCGAACACCUCGUGGAGAAGAACUACAUCAUUGACAGCCGCCUCAAGAACGCAACCCCGGAAAAGUUCCCCAAGGUCAUCAUGCGGAGAUUCCACCGGGUGUCGGACCACGACGAUGGGAUCUCCUAUGGGAUGCCGCGACCGCCGUCACGCACAGUCUUCCAGAGGGUCAUCGACGGUAUCAAACGGGAGCCGAGCAUCGUAAACAUCCAAAAGUUCCCGUCGCUGCACGAACCGGUGCUGUGCGGAAGUCGUGAUGAGUUCUGUGAGAUUCUCGGACCCAGCGCCUGUCGGCAGUGUAUCGAGAACACUAUUCGAGCGAUAGGUGAACAGCUGCAGGAUAUGCUGUUCCCGAUGAUAGACAUCACGACGCCGAAACUAAUCGCGCCGAAGUUGGCACAUCUCCUGAAGACAGGACACCGCUACCAGGUCCGGAAGCGGCGUCUGCAGGAACUGGGUAUCGAGGACGCUUGGACGCCGACUAGAAACGAUAAGCCCGUGACGAAAAGCGCCUGCGUCAAGUGCCGGAAGCCGAUGAAGACGGCGAAAAUUGUCGUCACUUCACCGUCGGUGUGUAAAAUGACUAGCUCGAGACUGUAUAGCAAUAAACCGGAGAGGUUUUAG